Molecule: messenger RNA, 7715 nt
Organism: Pleuronectes platessa (European plaice)
Lineage: Eukaryota; Metazoa; Chordata; Actinopteri; Pleuronectiformes; Pleuronectidae
Gene: slc5a6a
Product: solute carrier family 5 member 6a
Exons: 18
Coding region: 455-2368 (637 amino acids)
Biological process (GO): biotin transport; sodium ion transport; pantothenate transmembrane transport
Cellular component (GO): membrane
Molecular function (GO): sodium-dependent multivitamin transmembrane transporter activity
Source: RefSeq, a predicted model, not a curated record
UGUCAUGUAACGUUCAGGGCACAGGCGGCUAGCUAACACGCUCCGACGUUAGCCAGCUCAAAUGAAUGACUUGACGCAGCGCGUGGGGACUAAUUGGCCAAUCAGGCAGCAGGUCUGGAGACGUUCAUAUUUCCUGUUGGGAGAGUUUCUAUGCUCUUAAAGGAUGCUCUACUUCUCCAUCACCUCCUCUCGACUUUCCACAGACAUGGACCAUCAUCCUACAUCCUCAACUCUGCCCUGUGUCAAAUCAACAGUGAUCAUGAUGGGAAUGGACUAAGACAUCCCCCUCCCGUGCACUCACCUCUCAGUGGCCAGUGUGUCCCAGCAGCAGCAGCAGGUUGAUCCCAUUGGGCUUCCUGUUGGAGAAGUGCUUUCAUUGACAUCUUAACCAGCAUCAGGGGCUCUGCUCCCAUCGGCUUUCCCUGUCCCGAACCUCUCCAAAUACAGGGUCAUCAUGGGGGAGAUAGUCCAGAUGCAAUUCAGUACGGUGGACUAUGUCAUCUUUGCCUUGCUGCUGGUGGCCUCAGCUGGCAUCGGCCUCUUUUAUGCCUUCUCCGGUGGACGCCAACGCACAACACAAGAGUUCCUGAUGGCCGACCGCUCCAUGAGCUGCCUCCCUGUGUCGCUGUCCCUACUGGCCACUUUCCAGUCAGCGGUGGCCAUCCUGGGGGCUCCGUCUGAGGUGUACACCUUUGGAACUCAGUACUGGUUCCUGGGCUGCUCCUACUUUUUGGGCCUGCUCAUCCCAGCUCACAUUUUUAUACCAAUCUUCUACAGGCUGCGACUGUCCAGUGCCUAUGAGUAUCUGGAGCUGCGCUUUAACAAGACGGUUCGCAUAUGUGGGACAGCGACGUUCAUUUUCCAGAUGGUCAUUUAUAUGGGAGUGGUCCUAUAUGCUCCAGCCUUGGCCCUUAAUGUAGUGACAGGCUUUGACCUUUGGGGGGCAGUGCUUGCCAUGGGAUUGGUUUGCACUUUGUACACAGCUCUGGGGGGUCUGAAGGCGGUGAUGUGGACUGAUGUGUUCCAGACCGUGGUGAUGUUUGUGGGACAGCUGGCAGUGAUCAUAGUAGGGGCCAGUCAGGCAGGGGGCAUUGGUGAGGUCUGGAGGAAAGCAACCAAUGGCAGCCGCAUUUCUGGACUAGACCUGAACCCAGACCCUCUAGAGCGUCACACCUUCUGGACUCUGGGUGUGGGGGGAGUCUUCCUGAUGCUCGCUCUGUACGGGGUCAACCAGGCCCAGGUCCAGAGAUACCUCAGCGCACGCUCAGAGAAAGAAGCAGUCAUGUCCUGCUAUGUCGUCUUCCCAUGCCAGCAGAUCGUCUUGUGUUUAGGUUGUCUGAUGGGUCUGGUCAUGUUUGCUCGCUAUGGAGAGGACAGCCCUCUGGACAAGGGCUACGUCAAAACGAAUGAUCAGAUGGUGCUUUACUUUGUGAUGGAUGUAUUCAGGGAUCUGCCCGGGCUCCCAGGUCUGUUCGUAGCCUGUCUCUUCAGUGGUGCUCUCAGCACUAUCUCAUCAGCCUUCAAUUCCCUGGCUACAGUAACUAUGGAGGACCUGAUUAAACCCUAUUUUCCAAACAUGACUGAAGCUAAAGCCACACUGAUGUCUAAAGGACUUGCCUUGGCCUAUGGCCUGGUGUGUUUGGCUAUGGCCUACAUCGCCUCCUUAAUGGGAUCUGUGCUGCAGGCAGCGUUCAGUAUCUUCGGGAUGGUGGGUGGUCCCCUGCUCGGCCUCUUCUGUCUAGGGAUUUUCUUCCCCUGGGCAAACUCGAUUGGUGCCUUGGUUGGUUUGUUUACAGGCCUCGCCAUGGCCUUCUGGAUCGGCAUUGGUAGUUUUGUGAUGCGUAUGUCAGCUUCCACCGCAGCACCCCUUCUCAACACCACUGCUCUGCCCCUGUUUGGAAACAUGACCACCGCUGUCAUGACCACACUGGUCAAGCCAAGGCCUACAGGUUUGGAGGCGCUCUACUCAUUGUCAUACAUGUGGUACAGUGCUCACAACUCAACCACUGUGGUGGUGGUCGGACUAAUAGUCAGCUUUUUAACAGGACCUAUGAAGGAGAAGGAGCUGACCCCCGGCACAGUGUUUCCAGUCAUGGGCACGCUGCUCUUCUUUCUGCCUGAGCGCUACAGAGAAAAGCUCUGCUGUGUCACUCCUCUGACUCCGAAGCCCAAGGAAAUCAGCACGCAACCUUAUCUCAUGGCCAAGAAAGACCGCAACGGAGCGGCGCACUGCAAAGACGACUCGGUCGCAGAGGACAAAGAGACGGACAGCGACAGAACACAGACACAGGACGAAGACCUGGGAAUUAAGAUCGCUCUGUCCUCAAGCCCUCCGACGAGCCAGACGGUUCAGGAGACGUCCUUGUGAUCAUUUUCUUAUUUCUUAAUAACACACACACUCAUACACACUUUGAAUGACAGUGGUUGAGCCAGUUUCUUUGAGGGAGAUGCAGCUAAAGACAGAUCAUAGAUGUGGAGUCCAUCAUAAAUCUAAAGGUGUUUGGCUGUUGGUGUUUUACACUGAUAGAAUCCGUAGAAACAUAUGAUAGAAAGAACUUCUGGACUUCAGUAUUUGUGUAGAUGUGUUUUUUUUACCUACUCUUUCCCAAACACUAAAAACUGGAAGCUAACUUUUGCCAAUCUGAGACAAAGCGUACACACAAAGGACAACGAUCCAUAAAGGAACUAGUCUACUGGUGUCUGUUUCCGAGUCCGAUGCUUUAGGGUCUGUCCAGGUGUGUGCAGUUUGAAGUUAGGAAACUGGGCAGCUCCUUUGCACAAUGAGCUGUUCUGCUGUGGCUGGUUCCUGUCAUUAUGUUUGACAAAAGAAAAAGAAUAAUUCAGGUAGAUGUAAAUGUGUUAUUUUUGUAGAGCGAGAACAAGGAACCAUAGAUAUCCCAGAAUAUGUAUAAGAGAAUAUAAUAUAAAAAGAAAAUAAGGUCUAGAGAGACUGAACUCCACUUGAAGGCAUGACACGCCUGUACUACUGUGAUAGGGUACUGUCUUUACAUGGCCUUGGUUUAAUACUAAUAGUCGCCCUCUAGCUGCUAUUAUACGUCCCGUGACAAAGAGUUGGUGAAAACAUAGCUGUGUGUUCAGACGUGGGCGGACGUGGUGGUCAGACGGGGCGGCCACAUCAGAUGGAGCAGAGUAAAUCCUUGACUGAAACCUCCGUACAGUGCAUGAGUAGAAAUCAAGCCAGUGGGUGAACAGAGCUGCCUCCUCCACACAUGUUCCAGUGGUUUCCACAGAGGACGGUAAUAUUUUCCACUUAGGUCUCUCGUUUUGCAUAUAAUUAACUAUCAUUAGUUAUAGAUUUGAGUACAAUUUAUUAUAAUUAAUCAUCACUUGCUGAGGUGUUGGACCUAUAAAAUGCAGCAUAUUGCCUAAACCACUACUGUGAAUGUAGUGUCCAUGUUAAGUUGAACUCUUGAGCAAAAUCGUAACAAAAUUUCCGACCCCUUGACUUUUAUCAUACAUGUUUAUGUUGUAGCUUUAUGCUGAAAUAAAAAAAGUUCCUUGCCAAUCAUUACUUCCUUUUCCAGAAUGAUAAACAAAAUACAUUUUAUAAUUAGUUUUCUUAAUUUCAGGAAAAACUGAAAUAUAAUAUAUAUAAGUACUCAGACAGAUCUCAGGUUCCUCCCCUUUCUUUUUAUCGUCUUUGAGAUGUUUCUACACCUCGACUGAGUUCAUUUAGUAGACGUGAGUAGUGUAUGAAAUGUCUCACAGCUGAGGAUGUAUAUAAGUGUACAAACGGAGCUGUCAGGUGGAAGAAGCUGCCUGUAGAGCUCGGAGACAGGAUUGGGUCUUAGGGAGGGCUGCAACCAAACUAGUGCUUCACUGAAGUUCUCAAAGAGCCACAGUGGCCUCCAUAACUCUUAAAAGAAAGAAGUUUGGAACUACUCUGACCCUUCCUAGAAUUGUCCGACCAAAUAGAGCAGUCAUGGGAAGGAGAGACUUGAUAAGAGAAGUGAUUUGAUACUAAAUGAACAUUGAUGUGAGAAAAUAUUUUUUUAUUUUAGCAUAAAGCUGCAACAUAACAAAAUGUGAAAAGUGAAGAGGUCUGAAACCUGAAGAAUUCACUGUAACUUUUAAAACCGUAUCCUUUGACUGGGACACGUGUUUAAAAGAAACGGUUUAAGGAGUAGAGUGAAUCAGUUGAUCAGGCGAGUUUUUUUUAAUGGACACUUCACAGAACAUUGAACUGCUUAAAAUACAGAGUUCUGUAGUUUUCCAUUGUUUCUAAUCAGUAUUGUGUUGCUCAAACACAACCCUCAUGACAUGAAGUUCCUCACUGUCCUGGUGUGAGCACUCCAUACCUUUUUUAUUAGGUAUCUUUGGUUCCCCUUGGAUUUAAAGCUGUACAGCGCUAGUGGCUCAGUGACAUCUGUAAACAUCACUGUAGGUCCCCACAGUUUCCGCGGGUUAACAGCCGCUCUCAUCCGAUGUGACCGCCCUGGAUAAAGCACAGCUCUGCUCAGAAUGCCACACAGAAGCCGUCUGGUCCGUCAGAUGGACCUACUUUACUUACAUCAGGCAUCUCCUCCAUGUAUUUGCCUGUGAAGAUGGUUCAGUCUUCUCUGAUUGUUUUGUAUUGUGAACAUGAUAAAGUGCAUCUUUUUUUCUUAAAUUUGAGGUCGUCAGUGCCAUGUGCCAUGUUGCUUAAUAGUGUGUGGUUUGGACCGUUUUGAACACAGUCUAGCUCGUCAUCGUAAUCGUCAUCAUUUUUUGGAAUCACAGAAUUCUUGAACAUCACCACUUCACCAUUUUAAGUCAUUAAUUGUUGUAUGUGUGUUGUCUGUGUGUGCACGUGAGUUCAAUGUUUUCAGUCUGUUUGGUCUAUGCUCUUUGACAGUGGACUCCAUGUCAAGAGCCUGUGGUGAUGUGAUACAAUGUGUCUGUUUUCUGCAGGUUAUGGUGAGUACCUGUCUCGGUCGCCUUACACCUUCCUCCUUAAAGCAACACUAUGUAACGGUUACCGAGCAGCAGCGUCCUCUGCUGCCACACCUGGUGAUUAUUCUGUUGGUCUCCGUGUCUGAGCGACUAAGUGCUUUUCAUGUAUAGAAAUCGUGUGCCUCGAUGGGUGUCAUGCAAGAACUGAAAACAUUUAAAAUUAGGUAGUGAGAACCAGUGAUUUAGGAGAACUUUUUUUUCCUGGUAUGAACAGAAUUGACUGGUUGUCCAGACUUACUUCAUUAGUUCGAAGCAAUAACAUUCACAUAAUUUACAAAUUAGCUCUGUUGACAUUUACGGUUUAACUCUUAAAUUCGAUUUCUAAACAGCUCUGCUUCAGUCGGUCUCUGACGCUGCUAAAAACUCCAGACUUCUCUCUCUGAAAUCAAGACUUUGUUUUUUUAAGGCUAUUUGUAACUUGCUAUCCUUGUGCCUGCUCGCUCAAAUACACACAUUUAUCAUGUUUCCACACGAUUCUGUAAGAACAAGUGUUUCUUGACUCUGACGUGACAUGUUCGUACAAACUGACCAUACGAUGAGAUGUAAGAGAAAGAAUGGAAGUAUGAUCUUGCAUGAGGCCCAAUGUGUCGACCGGGCUCUGCGUAAUGCUAUUGGCUGAACCUAAACCCAACUGAGCGGUGGAUAUUACCCACGAUCCCUGGCUUCCUUAACCAGAAGAGCUGCUGCUGUAACAAAUCAACCAAACUCAGUUUAGAACAUUUAUAAAUAUUUGUUGCUGAAUAUCACAGAUAAACGCUUUAAUGUUUGAAUGACUUCUUAGUCUUCUGCACUGGUCUACAUUUAUCAUUUCAUUUUAUUCAUAAAAAAUUGGUCAGUUCCACCCUUUUCACAGGAGAUUGUAUCCGCUCACCAAAGUUACAUAGAGCAAGAGCAGAUGUUCAGAGUGGAAAUGAAAGGGGAAACAUUUCCCCUUUUCAAAGUCCCUGAACCAUCAAACUCCUUUUGAUGUUUUAAGGUGAAAAAGUUGCAUAGUGUUGCUUUAACGUCUCAGUUACAGUUUUAUUCUAAGUACUCACCAGACAAUCAAGGUCGCACAGUUCAGCAGCAGAAUUUUGAAUCUGCUUAGUUAAUGUCAUUUGUCUGAAAAAGAUUUGUCUGAUCCCUCUGCUUGAAUGUUGAGCCCUUUUAAAACUGCCUAUUACACGACCGACAUGUUUGUACCAUCACCCUGACAUUUAGAAAUACCUCAAUUUAUCCCAAAGCAUAUAGAAUAUGAAUAUUUUUUCAUGUUUUAUACUUUUUUGUUUUUUUACCAACAGAUGUAUUUCAGAUCUCAUUUGUAUAUUUCUCUAAUUUCACGAAAAAGCCUGCGAACAUUUCAUGAAAUGAAAUGUGAAAUUCUAUAUGCAAGAACCAUGAAAUGUUUUAAUUUUGUCAGUGAAUGUCAGACGGAAUGGGGGAAUGUGACAGUCCACACGAAGAUCUCCACGAACUGGAGCAUCGCACACGCUAUUGGCGUUACUUCAGAGCACUAGCAUCUUCUGCCCUAGACAGCAUUUCAUUGUUCCUCCCUAAAUUCUAACUGUCCUAUUCACGCAAUUUUCAAAACAUUUAAUGGUUCCAAGAGAUUUUUUUUACAUACUUUUAAAAUUCCAUGUGCCUGCGUCUAUUUUAUUUAUGAUUGCAUUUUUUGUAAUCCUCCUUCAUACCUGAAAUUACUUGAAGUGUGAGUCUGAGAUGUUAAUGAUACACAAUUAAAGCUCUUCUUUACAAAUUAGGGAACAUAAUUCAAGUGCUGUCUUUAAUUAUAAUAAUAAUGAUGUCUUUUCUAAACUCAGACUGCUAACACACCUAAUAAGCACAAUGAGGUCAGAGCUCGGUAGUCGUGCUACUGGAGAAGAACCUGACUGAAGCCUUCAGUUGGUGUAAAGCAAUUCAGAUACGUCUUCAUGAUGUGUAGCUUUAGGCUUAAUGCAAGAACCUGAAUAUUUUAUCAUUUGUGGCCUUUUUUACUGGAACGCACAAUAACAUUGUUGAGAAUAUGGUUUGUGAAAGAGGAGCAGAGACACUUAGUAAUUUCCAGCAACAAUAAAUAUUGUUUUGAACAAUAUUUAUUAUAUUUGUUGUCUCACCAACCAAGAAUUCUUCCUGCAAUGCAUUCCAAAAAGAAAAACACAACCCCAGAAGCACUGGAGUCACCAUAUGGUUCCUCUGCUUUGGUCUGUGCCUUCAUGAUUAUUAUUUUUAUAAUUUUUUUUAAGUAGCCUGUGAAGAUUUCAUCCACAGCCCAGGUCUGAACCAUGAGACGUCUGUCCCAGAGUGGAACAAACCUGGAUGAAUAAUUCAAUUGUACACAUGUAAUAAUUUAUCUCUGGAAUAAUGAAAAACACUGUUUACUCUAAUCACGAAGGAGAAUCCUGAGCUUCAAUGGUGUAAUGGUCCUGUGGGUAGGAAACGUAGGUGAUAAAACAAAUAACCAGCAUUUAGUGAGUCUUUUAUCCAUCACUCAACAUGUGUCCGCUACAAAUGAGCUACUGGUAUUUAGCAGCAGAAGAAGAAGCACAUGAACAUAUUUAUCUUCUAACAUGAUUAGAGCAAUAACUGGAGUUCUUGCAAAAUAUAAAAAAAAAACAUCUAACUAAUCGUUCUUCAGGCAUUUCUGUUGGAUUUAAAUUAUAUUGUUAAAUGUACGUGCACUUCUGAGAUGCCCCUUUAACUGUUUCCCUGUCGUUUGGAUGUAUGAAAAUCUGAUUUAUAAGUCAUACCUGAAAUGAGAUGUUAUUAAAAAAUUCUAUCAUUCA